This is a messenger RNA of Haliotis rubra (blacklip abalone), 2277 nucleotides long. RefSeq names its product cholinesterase 1-like. The coding region runs from base 96 to 1814 and encodes 572 amino acids. Gene Ontology annotation, biological process: choline metabolic process; acetylcholine catabolic process. Gene Ontology annotation, cellular component: plasma membrane. Lineage: Eukaryota; Metazoa; Mollusca; Gastropoda; Lepetellida; Haliotidae. The transcript has 4 exons. The record is from RefSeq and is a predicted model, not a curated record. Gene Ontology annotation, molecular function: acetylcholinesterase activity.
GCAAAGCUAUUGCCUGCACUACAGAUCAUAGUGGACCAGAGCGUGUACACAAUUUAAUCAGUAUCCAGAGCACACCUGUAGAGUCAGGUACAAGAAUGUGGACUGGGAUGAGGCUUGCACUUGCGACGCUCGUGACGUUGUUGCUAGUUUUGCAUACUGCGAAAACAAAGAAAGUGUCAACUCUAAAUGGCCCACUUCUUGGACAACGACUGUCAGUGUUGGGUAAGUCCCUUGACGUAUUCUAUGGAAUUCCAUAUGCCAAGCCACCUGUAGGCGAUCUCCGCUUCAAGCACCCUCAGCCUUCAGAGUCUUGGGGACCGGAAGUUAGGGAUGCAAGAAAACAGACACCAUCCUGCUUCCAAAUUAAAGAUGCUGAUGGCGCAGUUGAGAAUCACAAACAGAUACCCGACGAUUACAGUGAAGACUGCCUUCAUCUUACAGUGUGGGCGCCAUCAGACAAUGAUGGCAAUCUGGCAGUGAUGAUCUGGAUCUAUGGUGGAGCUUUUAAUAGUGGAUCUACACGAAUGCCACUAUAUGAAGGAAAAUACCUUUCAGCAGAGAGUGACGUCAUCGUUGUUUUAAUGAAUUACAGAUUGGGACCUCUAGGGUUCAGCUACCUUGGGCCAGAUACCAUUCCUGGCAACAUGGGCUUAAUGGAUCAACGACUGGCCUUACAAUGGGUGAAAGACAAUAUUGCCAACUUUGGUGGAGAUCCAACCCGAGUGACCAUAUUUGGAGAAAGUGCUGGUGGUGUCUGCGUGGGUCACCACCUGGUGUCACCUCUGUCACGUGACUUGUUUGACAGAGCCAUCAUGCAGAGUGGGACCCUCAGUUGCCCUUGGGGAUACACCAUACCCAAAACAGCCAAAUUGAAAAUAAAGAAGUUUGCUGAUUAUCUCGAAUGUCCUUCAUCUUCAACUGAUGCAGACAUCUUUGAGUGCAUGAAGACAGCAGAUGCCCAAACUAUGGCAGAUGUCCAGCUUGCUUUGUUAGAUGAAGGACUUGCAUUUGUUCCAGUUGUGGAUGGGUACUUCCUCCCCGAUGACCCCAAAACGCUUCUGUCCAGCGGAUCCAUCAAGCAGACAAGUGUUUUGCAUGGGUUUACAGAAGACGAGACAGCUAUGUUUUUGGCAAUGACGUUGCCGCAAAUGAGAAACGUGUCCACAUUACCGGAAACAUUGAUUUUAAGUCAACCAGAAUAUGAAAGUCUUCUUUCUGCUGACUUGGUUAAUGGUAAAGAAAUUGAAGAGCCUAUUCGCCUGUUUUAUGAAAGUCAGAAAGCGCCUCUAAAAGACACUGACUAUUUGGAUAUCAUGAUUCGCAUGACUUCAGAUAGUGAUUUCAAAUGUCCUCAUCUUGAGUUUGACAGAUUGUACACUCCUGACAACCCUUCCUACGUGUACAGUUUUAAUCACCGACUGUCAGUUAGUUCGUUUCCACAGUGGAUAGGAGCAGCCCACACAUACGAGCUUGACUUUGUGUUUGGUUGGGCCCUUGAAAAGUCUCUGGGAUGUACAGAGGAGGAGAUGGAACUCAGCAGGACCAUGAUGACGUACUGGACCAACUUUGCCAAGUCAGGCGACCCUAACGCUCCUGUCCCCGUCAAGGUGAACUGGCCAGCUUCUGACAACACUGAUCUCUCCUACAUGGCGCUUGACGUGGGCAGCAAAUUAGCAGCAGGACACGGUGUAGUGAACCACGAAUGUGUCUUCAUCAACAGGAUUCGACCUAUGAUUUCUAAAGGUAAUGUUUAUGAUGGAAUGUACAGUCUAAUAGUUUCAGAAGUGACCUUGAUGCUUCUUUUGUUUAACUAAAAAAGGACACAAAACCACAGAAGAUCGACAUGUCGAUCUUUGAAUGUCUGGAACACAUCACACUGGGACAAGUGCAAUACUGAAUACUGCAGCGUAUGCUCAUGUUGACCUCGAUAGAUCCAUAUCAAUAUGUUUCUAGUAAAAAGUCCAUGUUUAUACAUACAUUUUGUAACAAGGAGUUACACUCCCGGUUUAAUUUACUAAUGGUAAAGAUAUGUUUUAGUAAUGAAUAAUAAAUAUUAUUUAAACUUGUGCAUGCGGUAUUUUGUAUGUAUUUAUAAUUUGUAUAUUAAUUGUUUAUAUAACUAUACAGUGAAACUGUGCCUGAGAACAGGGAGCGCAGAUAGCAACUGAUUGCUGUUGUUAAUUUGUUGUCCGAAACUAAAUGACAGGGGGCAGUGGAUGGGGACCGUGUGUCUUGGGGCUAUGUAAACACCAAGAAAGACGGAGAGCACCGAGUUGA